Myzus persicae (green peach aphid) is the source of this 860-nucleotide messenger RNA. Its product is annotated as zinc finger protein 41 homolog. The record is from RefSeq and is a predicted model, not a curated record. Lineage: Eukaryota; Metazoa; Arthropoda; Insecta; Hemiptera; Aphididae. The transcript is spliced from 3 exons. Bases 227 to 700 code for a protein of 157 amino acids.
AAUGUACAAAAAUAAAUAUCGUGUUGCGUCUACGAUCGAGCCUGCUUUUAAUGGUUUGGUCCGUUAUGUUAGCGACUGGUGGCGACCAUAGGUACUUUGAUUGUGCUCUCUCGUUUUCAACUUCGCGUAACACUUUGACCAGUAGUUGUUGAGUCCCCAACCUCUCGAGAAGUUAGUUCACGCCGGGGCAGAUCUCUCACCUACCGACUCGCGACACAUCACGGUUAUGGCAGAGGACCAGGAAACGCGAGCGAGGAUGAAUAAAUUAAUAAGACAAUUUCUCCGAUUUAUUACUCGAGAAGAUAAAGCAAAUCAGGCCAAGAAUGGUACAGUAGCAGUGAAUUCCAGAAAAAAAUCAAUGAGCUUCACUUGUAAUGUGUGUUCGAUGUCAUUCAAGCACAAACAUCAUAUUUUGAGGCACACACAAAUGCAUUUAGGCGUUAAAUCUUUUCAUUGCAAUAUAUGUAAUAAAUGGUUUAGGGACCAGUCUAAUUUGUCUAAUCACAAAUACACCCACACUGGGGAAAAGAAGUUCAAGUGUUCCGAGUGUGGAAAAACAUUUAUGAAAAACGACAAUUUAAAAGCUCAUUCAAGGACUCAUUCUCUCGAAAGGCCUUAUAGCUGUAAUCAUUGCGAAAAAGUGUUCACAACAAAUGGAAAUCUUACCAGACAUGUGCGAAAUGUGCACAAAUGCGUUUAAAUUAAUAAUUAUUAUUAUGAUGUUAAGUGUUCAGUUCUAAAAAUUGUUUAAUAAAUAUAUAAAUCGUGUUAUUCACUAAGGAUUAUAUUUCACAAACAAAGAAGUAUCAUUUAUUCAGCACAACAUUAACAAAAUUUAAUAGCAUAAUAAAGAAUAUAUU